Messenger RNA from Pararge aegeria (speckled wood butterfly), 901 nucleotides. RefSeq names its product histone RNA hairpin-binding protein (gene Slbp). Gene Ontology annotation, cellular component: cytoplasm; histone pre-mRNA 3'end processing complex. The record is from RefSeq and is a predicted model, not a curated record. The coding region runs from base 276 to 746 and encodes 156 amino acids. The transcript is spliced from 4 exons. Gene Ontology annotation, biological process: mRNA transport; mRNA 3'-end processing by stem-loop binding and cleavage. NCBI's taxonomy places the organism in Eukaryota, Metazoa, Arthropoda, Insecta, Lepidoptera, Nymphalidae. Gene Ontology annotation, molecular function: mRNA binding; histone pre-mRNA stem-loop binding.
AUAGGAAAUGUCAAAUUUCGCGCUUUGAUUGGAUUGUGUCUCCUAUAAAAUAUUUAUUUACAUUUUACUGUUUAAAAUUUUUACUUUACACCGAAUAAUGUAGACAUUUCCUUAGUUAAGUAAAACGUGUUUCAAUAGGGUUAAUCAGUGAUUGGUUUCAGACGCUUUGCCUAUGGUUUAAGUUUGAUAGAUCAGAAUCAGUUUCAGUUAACGGAAUAAUCAAGUACAGCACUUACCAUUUCAAACGUUCGUAUCAUAGCAGUUUAAGGUUCGCAAUGAGUUUAAAUGAUUAUAUCGAAGAAAGGUGGAGUGAAAUCGUUGAAAAUGAACCAGAAGAAACUCAACCAAUUCGUAGGGCAACAAAAGAAAAAAUGAAGAGUGACAGCAGAGAAAACUCUAGCAGUCGGAAAAAAUCAAAGCCUAACACCAAAAAUGAUAUGGAGAAAAACAGUAAACCUCCAAAGAAGCCACUUGAGUUGGAGACAGAUCCUGAAAUAUUGCAAAGGCGCCAAAAACAGAUAGACUAUGGAAAAAACACUGUGGGCUAUUACAAUUACACACAAAAAGUGCCUAAAGAUACACGUGCAAAAGAACACCCUAAAACCCCUGAUAAAUUCGCAAAAUAUAGUCGAAGAUCUUGGGAUAUGUUGAUCAAAAUGUGGAGGAAAAAACUUCAUGAAUAUGAUGGUGGUGACAAAGAUUGUGAUGAUGAAUUGUGUGAAAAUCUUUCAGAACCAGAUUGCUAGAUAUAUAAUGGCUAAUUGUGUUCCAAUGAAAGAACAUUUUAGAUUUCACUAGCUUAUAAUGACAUUUAUGUAUUAAUAUUAAUUGGUGUGCAGCCAAUAGGUAAUAAAUAUAGAUGUUGUCUUUUAGAUGUAUAAAAUAAAUAACUAUGUAAGUA